Messenger RNA from Poeciliopsis prolifica (blackstripe livebearer), 2315 nucleotides. RefSeq names its product telomeric repeat binding factor a (gene terf2). The transcript has 13 exons. The record is from RefSeq and is a predicted model, not a curated record. Bases 17 to 1927 code for a protein of 636 amino acids. Gene Ontology annotation, biological process: negative regulation of telomeric D-loop disassembly; regulation of telomere maintenance via telomerase; negative regulation of telomere maintenance via recombination. Gene Ontology annotation, cellular component: chromosome, telomeric region; nucleus; shelterin complex. Lineage: Eukaryota; Metazoa; Chordata; Actinopteri; Cyprinodontiformes; Poeciliidae. Gene Ontology annotation, molecular function: G-rich strand telomeric DNA binding; double-stranded telomeric DNA binding; telomerase activity.
AGGAGUAAGCGCGAACAUGGACGCUACAGAAAGAGUAAACAUCGAUCAAGUACAAGUAGAGAAGGUUGUUAACCGCUGGCUGGUGGAAUAUUACUUUUCUCUGACGGUGGAGUUCUUCAAGAACCAACAAUAUGCGGAUUUUUGUGCUAUUAGAGACGUGCUGGACGAUGUCCUUGAACGUCCCAUUGAAUCUGUUGAUGACAUGCCCUUGAAGAUCAGAUUGUUGCAGUUCCUGUCUCGCAUAAACGAAGGAGAAAAACUUGAUUCGUGGUUUGAACCCGAUCAGUCCAAAACUCCACUGGAAUCGGCCCUAAACUUGCUGGAAAGUAUGAAGGCAAAUUUCCAAAUUCCUCAAGCUGAUUUCGACUAUGUAGCCACAUUACUUAAAGAGAUGAUCCUGGGGAUUUUCAUAAAGAAUGAGGUGUUUGAUAAGGCAAAAGCUGCCCUCACUUUGUACUUUCCCAGUCCAGGCAACAACAAGAGGGCCACAUUCUUGAGACUCAUCUGUCAGAAGUGUAACAAACACAAAGUCAUCGACGAAAUGAACUUCCCACAGUUUAGGAAGGAGAUGCUGCAUUUUUGCCAGAAGCUCUGCCCUUUUACUGUCCCUUUUCUUCAGAAGGCUGCAUUGAGCCUUGUUGAGUCACGAAUUGAAGUUCAACAUGAUGAAGCAGUGAGGAGCGACGAGCAAGAUGAAGCCAGUCCGACAACCAGCCCACAAGUAAACAACUUUCAGUUCAGAUCAAGAAGGUGUCCAUUCAUCCAGAAGAGCAAACUCGAAGCAGCCUACAAAGCCCUGGCUCAGUGCUUAGACGAAAAAACAUUUUCUGACUUGGAGCAAGAAGUGGAGGAAGAAUCUCAGAAAAGAGUGUGCCUCUGCCUGGAGAAACGCAUGGAUUCUAUUCAAGGCGCUACUCAGAGCUCAGAGCAAGAAGCCCUGUUUCAGAGAAAGUCAGUCAGCCCUAUGGAAGCUUCCCCAGCUGACCAAAUGACACAGACAGGCGCAGAGCGUCAAGCGGUAGCGGGGUCCCUCUCAAAGACUCUCUACACGGUGGCCCGGUUUGUGGUCGAGCCGGACAGCCAGCCGAGCUCUCAGUGCACUACAGCUGCUGAUGAGCUGGACAUUGAGACGAGGACAACGGACUCUCCACAGAUGCCGUCUGCAUCAAAUAAAGAGCUGAACGGCCUUCAGUGCUCAGAUUCAGACAUACAACAUUCAAGGCCCAAAAGAAAGCUUCCCAGGCGGGGCAGCAAUACAGUGAGCAGAGCUUCAACUAGUGUCAUUGAAUGCUCAUCAGACAGUGAAGGGGAAUCCCCUGAGAGUGGAAAAAAAGAACUGGAACAGCCGAAUGAGUCAUCCAGCAAAAAAACCAGCAGAUCCAGAGAAGCAUCAGAAAGCAAGGACGAGGAACAGGCACACACAAACGUCUCCAAAACUCCAAAGAAGCGACCGCUCAAAUGGAUAUCCAAGAGUCCUAAAAAAUGUGACCUGAGCAGUGGAGAGCAUGUUUGUCUGUCAGCCAAUUCGUCUUCGUUGGACACGUCGCCUGAUGUGUCCGCUCCUCAUCCUGUCCCUCAGAAGAGCUCCACUCCUCACAAAGAUGCUCAAAGCAAGAUUCCUGUCAUAUCACUUUGGAGAGGACACAAAAAUAUAACGGAGGAAAAGGAGACGUGGAUCGAUGAGGACUCCCUGUUCCCCUCCAUAAAGAAAAGAGGAUCAGGAUCAGGAUCAAAUGAAAGCACAAUCUCACAUUCAGGACACAGAAGGAGAUGGACUGAAAGUGAAACGGAGAACUUAAUCAAAGGGGUCAAGAAGUUUGGCGAGGGGAACUGGAGCAAGAUAAAGGCGUACUACUCAUUUAACAACCGCUCCAAUGUGAACUUGAAAGAUAGGUGGAGAACGCUGAGGAACCAAAAAUUGGUUUAACUAUAUAUUUUUUUACUUUCAUUUUAUUCAGUUCAAUUUAAAACAUUUUAUUAAAACUGUUAAGUUGUUUGAAUCAAAUGUUCCUGUUUAGAAGUUGAGUUUUCUUUUAAACAAGUGGCAAAAAAAAACAAAAACAAAAAAAAAAUAUGGUUUAAUUUGCCUAUUUGUUGCUAAAGGCCUCAUCAAUGCUUAAGCAGUCCUAUUUUAAAGGACUUUUGGAAAAGAAUGGCAGACUACAGCCCUGUGCUUUAAAGCGUCUUGGUUUUCACAGGUAAUAAAUGACCAACAAAUACAUAAAAAGGCCAAUGUUUUUAUUAAACUUGUGAUUGGUAAAGAUAUGAGGAUCCUGGUUCAUGUUAAAAUCCCCAGUUUAUCGUAGAUAAAAUAA